Messenger RNA from Ictalurus punctatus (channel catfish), 563 nucleotides. It is a transcript of the gene ndufb6, whose product is annotated as NADH:ubiquinone oxidoreductase subunit B. NCBI's taxonomy places the organism in Eukaryota, Metazoa, Chordata, Actinopteri, Siluriformes, Ictaluridae. Gene Ontology annotation, biological process: mitochondrial electron transport, NADH to ubiquinone; mitochondrial ATP synthesis coupled electron transport. The record is from RefSeq and is marked provisional.
GUGAGCUGGUUUGGUGUUAGAGUUAUUAUACUGUAUUAUUAGUUAUUAUUGUUAUAGUGAGUGAGUGUGUGUGAGAGUGAGUGAGUGAGUGAGUGAGUGAGUGAUGUCGGGCUACACGGCGGAGGAGAAGCUCCGGCUGCAGCAGUUAACGUCUCUGCGGCGCCGCUGGCUGAAAGAUCAGGAGCUCAGCGCCCGGGAGCCGGCGACUAAACCCGCGGCUCCGGGCCGAGUGCAGGCCUUCUGGAGCUCCUUCCUCCAGCCUCAGUCCCUCUGGAGGAUCUACGCAUUUAAGGCGUAUAAUGUGGGUGCGUUUGCGCUGACCCGUGUCCUCAUUCCAGCCUGGGUCGUCCACUACUAUGUCAAAUACCACCUCAGUAGAAAACCGUACAGUGUGGUGGAGCUGAAACCCAGACUGUUCCCAGGUGAUACCAUUCUGGAGACGGGAGAGGUGGUUCCUGAGCUGCCCGAGACUCACGGCCACGCCCACCACUGAGCAGUGCUCCUGUAACAUGAACACCUCUGUACAUACUUCUGUAUCUGAUAAUAAAGAGCUUUACACACGC